ACAGACCCUAUACCCUGACUGAACUGUAAAUACAUUUCUGUUCAUCAUGACCGCCCCCUGAUGGGCCUUAGGCUGCAGCCUGUUCGACUGGAAUGAAUCGCAACUCGUGACCCCCCCCCCCCCCCCGCCCCGCCCCAUGUGGACCUUAAAGGACGCGUCCCGGCCUCUAAUCCCUCUGCAGCUCGUAGUCUUAGUGUUAGUUAGAUGCUCACAAGCAGCUUCAGCUCAGCUUUCAUCUGCUUGGAAUACCAACGUCACCGCCUUGACUCCAACGACCAGGAAGACCAGGAGGACCAGGAGGACCAUGAAGACCGCCGCUCUGCACAAGAAGAGGAGAGAUUUCAUCUCUUACUUCUUAGGAUUUGUAAUAUUUUUAUACUGCACGGUGCAUCUGGUUUCAUUCACAGCAAACAGAGCCCAGGAAACCCAGAACACCAGGGAGCGCCGUGCGCUGGAGAACCAGUCAGCGUGCGUCUCCUCCUCCUCCUCUGAGUUUCCUGAGGGCUUCUUCUCGCUGCAGCAGAGGAAGGACGGCGGCCUCGUCAUCUACUUCCUGCUCAUCUUCUACCUGCUGCUGGCCGUCGCCGUCGUGUGUGACGACUACUUCCUGCCGUCGCUGGAGGUCAUCAGUGAGCGCCUCGGUCUGUCUCAGGAUGUAGCUGGAGCCACAUUCAUGGCAGCUGGGAGUUCUGCACCUGAACUGGUCACAGCCUUCCUGGGUGUGUUUGUGACCAAAAGCGACAUCGGGGUCAGCACCAUCGUGGGCUCAGCGGUCUACAACCUGCUGGGGAUCUGCGCCGCAUGUGGACUGUUGGCCUCUACGGCCCUCCCCCUCACCUGUUGGCCGAUGUUCAGGGACUGCCUGGCGUACGCCGUCAGUCUUUCUGCCAUCAUCGCCAUCAUCUCCGACAGCAAGGUGUACUGGUAUGACGCGGCGUCCCUGCUGCUGGUCUACGCCGCCUACAUCGUGGUGCUGUGCUUCGACCUCCGCAUCAGAGAGUUCGUCCUGAGGAGGCUGAGUCCGUGCUGCCGCCGCCUGGCUAAAGGGCCGGGUGAGAAGACCGAGACGCGGCCUCUGAUUGGCUGGAGCGACGAGACCAGUCUGCGGGUCCACAGCCGGUCCAGAACCGACAGCGGCAUCUUCCAGGACGACUCGGGGUACUCUCACCUGUCCCUCAGCCUGCACGGCCUCAAUGAGAUCCCCGAAGCGGAGCAGAAGAGCGUGUUCUCCGUGCCGGAGGGCGACCUGAGGCGGGUCCUGUGGGUUCUGUCUCUGCCCGUCAUCACGCUGCUCUUCCUCACCACCCCCGACUGCAGGAGGCGGUUCUGGAGGCGCUGGUUCAUGGUGACCUUCCUCAUGGCGGCGGUCUGGAUCUCGGGGUUCACCUACCUGAUGGUGUGGAUGGUCACUGUUGUCGGUGAGACGCUCGGCAUCCCCGACACCGUGAUGGGCCUCACGCUCCUCGCCGCUGGGACCAGUAUCCCCGACACCGUGGCCAGCGUGAUGGUGGCCAGAGAAGGCAAGGCCGACAUGGCCAUGGCGAACAUCGUGGGCUCCAACGUGUUCGACCUGCUGUGCCUCGGGCUGCCGUGGUUCCUCCACACGGUGUUCGUGGACCAGGUGAACCCGGUGCAGGUGAGCAGCUCCGGGCUGCUCUACAUCUCCUUCACGCUGCUGCUCUCCAUCCUCUUCCUCUUCGGGGCUGUGCACCUCAACGGCUGGAAGCUGGACUGGAAGCUGGGGCUCGUCUGUCUCUUCUGCUACGUCGUCUUCGCCACUCUGUCCAUCCUCUACGAGCUCGGCAUUCUGGGAAAUAACCCCAUCGCACUGUGCAGGGACUGAGCCCCCCCACCCCGUGAAGAGCCGCAACUCAAAGAGCUGAGCAAUAAAAGGUUUC
Molecule: messenger RNA, 1898 nt
Organism: Pseudoliparis swirei
Lineage: Eukaryota; Metazoa; Chordata; Actinopteri; Perciformes; Liparidae
Gene: slc24a5
Product: solute carrier family 24 member 5
Exons: 9
Coding region: 137-1843 (568 amino acids)
Biological process (GO): melanocyte differentiation; calcium ion transmembrane transport; intracellular calcium ion homeostasis
Cellular component (GO): membrane
Molecular function (GO): calcium, potassium:sodium antiporter activity; calcium channel activity
Source: RefSeq, a predicted model, not a curated record